Messenger RNA from Melanotaenia boesemani (Boeseman's rainbowfish), 3741 nucleotides. RefSeq names its product potassium channel, subfamily K, member 13b (gene kcnk13b). Gene Ontology annotation, biological process: potassium ion transmembrane transport; stabilization of membrane potential. Gene Ontology annotation, cellular component: membrane. Gene Ontology annotation, molecular function: potassium ion leak channel activity. The record is from RefSeq and is a predicted model, not a curated record. The coding region runs from base 381 to 1661 and encodes 426 amino acids. NCBI's taxonomy places the organism in Eukaryota, Metazoa, Chordata, Actinopteri, Atheriniformes, Melanotaeniidae. The transcript is spliced from 3 exons.
UGCGUAAAACGCGCGCUCCGGGGCGGGGACUGCUUUGGAGAGGCAGCCCAAAACAGCAUCAGCGCGGCGCUGCGCAUCUACAGGUUGCUUUAAGUAUCUCUCCUCCUCUCUGAACAUUUUCAGAUGUAAAACACAUCUUGUGGACAUGGAGAAGUGCUUAAACAAAGCGUUUGGACAAGCAUUUGGACUCGUGAGCAGAUCCACGGCACUAAACGACCUGAAUCCCAACCUUCCUCAACAACAAUGAAACUGCACGGCGAGGGAUUUUUCAGACAUCAGCUGUCCUGCCAACAUUUCCACGGAGGACCUCGCAUUUUAAUCGAGACCACCAUGUCACAGGUCCCUCACAGUAGCUGCGCCGCGGAGACAACAGCAACAUAAUGGCAUGUAGGAGCGGGUGCUGCUGCGGCUCCGGUCCCAUCAACGAGGAUAACGCGCGCUUCCUGCUGCUGGCAUUGUUCAUCAUCAUCUAUCUACUGUGUGGGGCCGCCGUCUUCUCGGCGCUGGAGCAGCCCAAGGAGCGAGAGGCGAAGGAGCGCUGGGCGCAGAGAUUCGAGCAUUUCUCCCAGAAGUAUAACCUGAGUAAGAAGGACUUGAAUAACUUCCUGAGGAACUACGAGGAGGCGAACGUGGCAGGUAUCCGCGUGGACACCAUCAGACCCCGAUGGGACUUCACGGGAGCUUUUUACUUCGUGGGAACUGUGGUGUCGACUAUUGGGUUUGGGAUGACCACUCCAGCCACCAUCGGAGGAAAAGUCUUCCUGAUGUUUUACGGCCUGCUGGGCUGUGCCGCCACCAUCCUCUUCUUCAACCUCUUUCUGGAGCGCGUCAUCACCGUCAUCGCCUUCGUCCUCAAGUCCUGUCAUGAACGGCGCCAUAACAAGGCUGUGCUCCCGCAAAAUGGACGCCGUGUCUCAGAGGGAGAUAGAGCAGGAGAAGCUGGGCCAGGUGGAGUAGGAAAAGGGGAAGAUCUUGCAGGCUGGAAACCUUCAGUCUAUUGUGUCAUGCUUAUUCUAGGAGCGGCGGCCAUCUUGGUGUCCUGCUGUGCCUCGCUGAUGUACUCAGCGGCAGAGGGUUGGGGCUACCUGGACUCGCUCUACUUCUGCUUUGUGGCCUUCAGCACCAUUGGAUUUGGUGAUAUGGUGAGCAGCCAACGGGUGGUCUACGAGGGCCACGCCACGACCGCGUACCGGCUCGGCAACUUCCUCUUCAUCCUGACUGGCGUCUGCUGCAUUUACUCCCUCUUCAACGUCAUCUCCAUCGUCAUCAAGCAGGUCCUCAACUGGCUGCUGAGGAGGCUGGAAGCCCCAUGCCGCUGCUGCUUUCCCAGAAGGUGUCACCAUCCGCACCGGCACCCCAGACGUAAUGUAGUUGCCCCAGGCCAUCUCCGCGCCCGCAGGGACCCCUCCAUCGAAACAGAUGCCAUCAAUGAGAGUGAAACCGACACUGGGCGCAGGAUGUCUGGCGAGAUGAUCUCCAUGAGGGAUUUCCUGGCAGCCAACAAGGUGAACUUGGCCAUUAUGCAGAAGCAGCUUUCGGAGAUGGCCGUCGGACACCCCCGCCAAUCCGGCUCCAGCUCCCGUCAGAACGGCUUCUCAGGAGGGGUGGGCGCCCUGGGCAUAAUGAAUAACCGGCUCGCAGAGACUAGUGUGGACAGAUAGGGGCCACUGUGGGAAUCUCCUUUUGAAAAAUACAGAAGGCAGAUAAGACUAACAUGGACUGCUGAACCCCGGCAGCUAUGAAUCCAUCUCAGCCUACUUUGGCUUCAUGAAUGACGCAGGAUAGUUUGUUGGAGUCUCACAUCUGGACCAGAGUGCAGGAAUGUUCGCUCAUGAGGAGCCCAGUUUCCAUGGUGAUAAAAAAAAGCCUGCCUAGAGCCUUGUAUCUAAGCUUCUUCACACCUAACCGCAACUUCCACUUUAUCUGCAGUCUAUAACAGUACUCACUACGACUCAACUCCUUAAUGUACAGAAUAUUUACAAGAGAAAACUAGAUUUAAUAAAGUGGGUGUUUCCUGGUUUUGAGUCUACUAGUUGUCACUACAUUAAAUAGCAACAUGAUGUUCAGAAAACAUCAACUUCAUGGGUACAUUUUUUAUUUUUUAUUUAACUUUCAGUGCUUCAGUCUACUCAUGAAACAUAUUACAACCUGAGGAAUUGCUUUCAGUCAUCAUCCCAAACUGAACAGAUAACGUCUCCAGCAGGAUGAUGUUUACUUUGACUGUGCAGCACUUUAUCGAAGCACAAAUGCAAACAUGAGGACAUCUUCCUGCUGUCCAGACAUACAGGUGGUUGCUAUUGACAUAAAUUGAGUAAAACAAGUAAGUACUCAUCAAGCUCAGCUGUAUUUAUUUGAUGUAUCUUUUCUCAUAGUCUGAAUUUGGUGCCAGUUCUGUGAGAAAGGACAGAAAAUAGAUAGAUGAGAAUGUUAAUAAUAUUCAAGUACUGACUUGAAUCCUGCAAGCAGCUGAGAGGGAGAAUUACUUGUUGACACUGUCAUCUUGAAGGAGGUGGUAUAGGUGUCUUCGCUUUCAGUCAUGCAUCUGUGAGGACACUGAAAUUACAGGGUAGGAAUCCUCCAGGCUCAACCAGCUGAGCGUUUGACUCAUUUGACUUGAGAAAGUGAGCAGAGGGACGGUCUCUGUCUUUAGUUUUGUAAUGAUUAAAUGCUAACCUUGCAAAAAAAAGUCAAGGAAAGGAACAAGCUCAUGGUGCUGAUUUCCAGUUUAGAAAAACACUGAAGCUGUAUUUUGUCUUUAAAGAUAAUGCAAACUUUUUGUAGUUAUAUUUAUAACAUAUAGCUCCCCAUAGUUUAAUAAAAAUGUUUGGAUUAGGGAAAUCAUGAUCCACAUGUACUGAUAACUGUAAUUAAAAAGAAAAAAACUCAAAAUAUAAAUAAUGUGAAGAUAAUUUUUGCACUCAGUUGGUGAAAUGAAAAGAUUAUUGAAUACAGAUUUUUUUUUGUACAUCUUUUGGUUUGUUUUCUCCUCCUUUGACUGUAGCUUAAAUACCAAAAACAGAAAAACUUAAAAACUUAACUAAGGACUUUGUUUCCAUUUGUGCUUUUGGGCACAUUUUUUUUUUUACAUUUAAGCCCUUUAAGCUUUAAUACAAGUAGUACAGGAAAGAAAUACAGGACUUGAAAGCUGAGUAUUUUUAACUGUAUGCAAAUGAGAUAAUGUUCCUGGUAUGCAAUAUUCUACUGAAAUACUGCUAUUAAAAAAAGCAGUUUAUCGGAGUGUCUAAACUACGUCAGAGGGAGUUCAAACCCCAGUAAAAUUACUCUUAAUGGUAUACAAAUUUGGUCUAUUCUGUGAAAUAGUUUUGAAAUAUGGAGAUGAUGCAUGAUUUCUUCAUUUCAUCCAAGUCUUUCACUUAUACGUUUGGUAAUAGGCUGUUUUUUGUUUUGUUUUUGUUUUUGUUUUUCACUUACACCAUGCAAACGACCAUUCUGAGACUGGAAAAUCGAUUCUGUACCUCCUAAAUGAUCACAGUUAUUUCCUAGCCAGAGCAGAACUAUGGUGAGGCUGUAAAGCGUAGGGCUUUGGUAGUAAAAACCUUGUGAAAAUUUGAGAUGGAAAUGUCAAAUAUACAGUGUAAUGGUAAGUGAUUGCUUGCUUCUUAAAAGUGGGAUUGAACAAGGAUUCCGUAGUUUGUGUACUGUGUCAGUACACACCUCUACCAAACUGUCUGACCCAACAAUUGUAGAAAUCUAAAUCAAUUUGUCACAGUCUUUGUUAUA